CGACGCCAGGCGGCGCAGAAAUGUAAACAGGCGGAAUGACCGCUUGUCAGAGCUUAUCACAAAAUUCGGAGCCGCAAUGGUGCUGAAAAUAAGCGUAAGAUUGCUCUAGCUGCCGGAACGAAUCACGUAUGUGCCAAAAUCCUGGUCGAAGAACGUGAAAGGAUGCAGGGAUCAGCAUUCUAGUUUCACAAUGAAAAGGUGACAAGCACAGGCCGUGGACCAAGAAAAAGUCUGAAUGGGGGCAGCGAGUUCCUCCCAUGACCCUGCCUGCCCAAGGCCAGAGCCCCACUGGAUUCACUAUGGCUCCAUCAACCUGGAGGACGAAGUGCCGGCCGAGGCACUCAAAGUGGGGGCUUCUGUGGGGAAAAAGAUUUCUCCCGUGCGGAGAUUCUUUGCCCUGUUGGCCACAUUUGAUGUCUGCUUUUGCUCUUUCCUCUGGAUUCUCUGUGCAAUGCUGCAGUACAAGUCAGUAAAACUAGUCUAUGAAAAAGAAAUCCUUGGAUAUGGAAUUUCGACUUCCCUGUUUGAUAUGUCUGUCCUAUCCGCCCUUCGUUUCGUGGUGCUGAUUUUAGCAUAUGUUGUGUUCCGGUUGAAACACUGGCUCCUUGUUGCACUCAUGACAACGCUGAGUGGCGCCAUCGUCAUCUGCAAGACCUUCCUGUACGACUGGCAGGGCCAGUUGGCAGUGAACUCUGGUGUCCUUGCUGGAGUACUGCUUCUCGUGACAUCAUUCGUGCUGCCCUGGGGGCAGGCCUGGUUUUUGGACUUCCGUGUGGUGCCUAGCGAGAACCGGGCUUCGCAGCUGCUUGCACGCAUAGUCAAUGAUGCCUUCCCACCUGUGCCAUCAACCAUUGGCCGAGAGAAUGCACGCAGUGAGGAUGGUGGCACCACUUUCUACUCGCCUGAAAGCGGAUCUGAAAGUGAGUCCUUCGCAGGAGAUGAUGUGCGCGUUAGAAGUGAUGUUCAGCUACCUCAUGACCUGCGGGUCAGAUUUGAGCAGCCAGAGUGUGCUCCGAAACUGCUGGCCCCUGAGGAACGUUCAUACAAGCGCAAAGCUGAGGAGGCCUUGGACACAGCAUUGAAGAUAUUCCACGAGAGCAAUUGGAAAACUGAAAAGAUGGACCACAACGGUGCGAUUCAAACCUGCCAUCAUUCCAAAUUUGGCAAGGUCUACAAAUAUGCGGGUACACUGCCGGCAUCUCCAGAAAUUAUUUUGGACAUCCUGUUCAACAAAUUGGAAGAGCAAGUCCUGUGGAACCCUUCAGUGAGGGAAGCCAGGGUAAUAGAGAGUAUAGACAGUCAGACAGACAUUGUGUACAUACUAUCGGACGGUGCAAAAGGAGUCGUUUCUUGCAGGGAUUUUGUGAACCUGAGGAUGUGGCAAAAGCGUGGCGAGUCCUACUUACUGUGUGCCAUUGGUGCGGAGCAUGCCAAGCAGCCACCAAAGAAAACGAUUGUGAGAGGUGAACAGGGACCCCUGUUGUACAUGCUGGCUCCAUCAGAUACAGAAAUGCAUCGAAGCAAAUUCCAGUGGCUACUCAACGUCAAUCUCAAGGGCUGGCUCCCACAGUACAUAAUAGACAAAGCGAUGGCCAAGAGCAUGUUUGAGUAUGCUGAUGCACUCAAAGCCCAUCUCAACAGCCUCGAAAUGUCUCCAGAGAACAUCUGAAACAGUCAUCACAUCCCUUGAACGUUCAGCGUUUAUUAUUUUUUUACAAGAUCACAUAUGUCACAGUGAUUAAACUUUU
Rhipicephalus sanguineus (brown dog tick) is the source of this 1748-nucleotide messenger RNA. RefSeq names its product steroidogenic acute regulatory protein-like (gene Start1). Gene Ontology annotation, molecular function: lipid binding. NCBI's taxonomy places the organism in Eukaryota, Metazoa, Arthropoda, Arachnida, Ixodida, Ixodidae. Bases 236 to 1669 code for a protein of 477 amino acids. The transcript has 12 exons. The record is from RefSeq and is a predicted model, not a curated record.